AUGCUCACCCUUCGAUCCCCGUCAGACACCGUACGCGGAUUCCCAGUUUCGAAACGCGAUAUGAUACGUCAACCAUCAGCGGAGGAUCUCGAUGCUGCACACCAGCUGGUAUCGUCUGCGCGUGGAGUAGCGGAUUUCAGACCUGACAACUUUGACGGCAGUCGGUCGACCGACGGAGAUAAGGUGAAUCUCGGGGCAGCCAUGGACGGAUUUCAGGACGAGUACGCCGCUGCUUCGAGGGAGCAGAACCAGAACGAGCAGCAGCAGCAGCAGCAACAACAUAAUCAGCCCUCGGAACAGAAUCCAGUUCCAGAGAGCUCGAGUCGCUCAAGAGCGUCUCCCAAGGCCUCACGGAAUGCGGAAGUCUUUCUGGGUCAUCAGUGCGUGAACUGUGGAACGAAACGGACGCCUCUAUGGCGCAGGUCACCUUCCGGCUCAACCAUAUGCAACGCUUGCGGCCUGUAUCUCAAAGCCAGAAACACAGACAGACCUACAAACCGGAUCCGUGACUCUGGAGCAAACGCAGCUGGCGGAUACGCAAACAGCUCAACCUCAGACCCAAGAGCCUCUCCUACUGCGAGUGAUGCGUCUGGUGCUCAAAAUGCAGCCGGUUGCGGUUCUGCAGGCACCUGUCCCGGUGGUGGAAGUUGUAACGGAACUGGUGGUGCUGUAGGAUGCGAUGGCUGUCCAGCAUACAAUAAUCGCGUUUACAAGGCUGUUUCUCGAGCACCUCCCGUUCGUCAAACGAGACCGUCACCAUCCGCUCAGAUCAGUGAAGAGCAGGCUCAAAGUGGGCCGGAUGCUAUGGACAGCGCAACUCAGGAUGCCAGCGGAAUGCCAAAGGCUUGUCAAAACUGCGGUACCACUCUUACUCCGCUAUGGAGGCGAGAUGACCAAGGGAAUACUAUAUGUAAUGCUUGUGGUCUCUACUAUCGACUUCAUGGCAGCCAUCGACCUGUCGCUAUGAAAAAGACGGUCAUCAAAAGACGAAAACGAGUCGUCCCUGCCCUGAGGGAUCGUUCUCCAGGCGCUGGUUCUUCAGACAACUCUUCCGUCUCCCCAGAGUUACACUCUGCCAGUCUUUCUACCACCAACGCCGAUACCAACACCUACGCACGGUCCGAACAUGGACAUGCCUAUGAUGCAGCCCAAUACCCCCAUACUGCUCCUCCACCCAUUGAUUUCACAGGCUAUUAUAGCAAAUCAACAACUACUCUGCCUCCCUCUUCUUCUCUUCUGGCUGGCGAUCAUCGAAACCCCCCUGCGGACCUGACACAAUCACCCUCUGGAUUAACCACCCUGAUCAACCGCUCCCCCAACUCCAAGAAACGAACCCAUUCCGAGAGCACCUCCGCCGAAGCAGCGCCUCCAGCUACGCGCGUACAUUCCGACAUUCCUGCCUCAGCUCAUCUCCCUCCCAUCAACCCAGCCGGUGCUCGUGCUCUACCAAACUCAGGCCGUCUAAGUUCCAUCUCCUCUUUACUGAACCAUACAGAUCCUGGCUUUGCCGAAUCCCACGUCGACCCAGCUCUUGGCUCAAACACACCGGCCAGAUCCCAGGCACAGCCUCAACCGGGGCCUCGCUCUUAUUCUCCGAAUCCAGUGAAUCCCCCAACUACACAGGCGGCCCAUGGUAACCACUCUCUGCCCCCGCCGACUCUUGCCGCAACAAGUGAUGAUAACUUGAAAGCUGCGCGAAGGGCUCAGUUGCAGCGUGAAGCAGAGAAUAUGCGUGAGGCCUUGCGUGCUAAGGAGAGAGAGCUAGCUUCCUUGAAGUAA
Messenger RNA from Microsporum canis CBS 113480, 1779 nucleotides. Its product is annotated as GATA factor SREP. Gene Ontology annotation, molecular function: DNA-binding transcription factor activity, RNA polymerase II-specific; zinc ion binding; RNA polymerase II cis-regulatory region sequence-specific DNA binding. Bases 1 to 1779 code for a protein of 592 amino acids. Lineage: Eukaryota; Fungi; Ascomycota; Eurotiomycetes; Onygenales; Arthrodermataceae. Gene Ontology annotation, biological process: positive regulation of transcription by RNA polymerase II; negative regulation of transcription by RNA polymerase II. The record is from RefSeq and is a predicted model, not a curated record. The transcript has 3 exons.